This is a messenger RNA of Purpureocillium takamizusanense, 2175 nucleotides long. RefSeq lists its product as uncharacterized. Gene Ontology annotation, cellular component: transcription factor TFIIIB complex. Gene Ontology annotation, molecular function: TFIIIC-class transcription factor complex binding. Gene Ontology annotation, biological process: RNA polymerase III preinitiation complex assembly. The record is from RefSeq and is a predicted model, not a curated record. Lineage: Eukaryota; Fungi; Ascomycota; Sordariomycetes; Hypocreales; Ophiocordycipitaceae. The transcript has a single exon. Bases 137 to 1873 code for a protein of 578 amino acids.
CCACUUGCGCCCCAGCCGUUGCUUACGUUGAAGAGUAUUGCUCCUCUACGUCGCAUCACAGCCUUCGCCCUCCUCCCACGAUGCCCCCCGGGUGACCCAGAUACGCUCUUCGCUCAUAUACUUUUCUCCCGCCAACAUGAGUUCGAUGUUCAAGAAGAAAGGCGGGCCCGCCUUCAAGCCCAAGAUCCCCUCCGCGCGGCCCCGUGUCCCGUCUUUGUCCGCGCAAAAGCCCACUGAGAGACGGCCUUCUAUUGAUACAGCGAUCGAAUCCUUGCCCAACGAAACCCCCGAGGUCGUCGAAACGACCUCGUCGCUGCCGCCCCCCAAGCCACACACAUCCUCCGAAGAACAGAAACGGCCCUCAAAAAGUGACAGAGAGUCGGCCAAAACUUCCCAAGAAGCAGGUGUCGCUACGAAAGCGCUAUCACAGUCACAUGAGAGGCCUCAACGAGAACCACCGGCGGAGACGACGCAGGAUAGGCAAGAACAGGCCGGCGCGCCAACAGACAAGACGCCAUUAGAAGUGGAACAUCCAUUGCCCUCUAUCGAGACAGGACGUGGCACGGUCGAUCAAACACCUAUACCUACAUCUAAGUCCAAAUUUGACACCCUUCAAAGGGUAUCCGCAGACCCCUCUCUGGAACCACAAAGCGUGCUGCCCGCUGUCACAACCACUUCUGCUGCGACGUUGGAUGUUGAAGGCCGUGCGCGACAGGAUCGGUCUGAGCCCGCGCCACCGCCGAAACCUGCUACAAAAGCGGCGCCAAAGGGGAGGACUCCAGCCGUCGCGACACAGGAGCCGGACGGCGACGAGACCGAAAGCGCGAGACCGAAGAAGCGUCAACGUAAAGCUUCACAACAAAGCGGGGACUCGGCACCGUCCAAACCCAGGAAGCGCCAGGCCAGCUCUUCUACAGGAGACGGCUCGGAGGCGAAGCCCAGACCGAGGAGAGCCCGCUCUCUCACUCCAGAAGAUGCGGAAAGCCAGCUGGUGGACUUACAGCAGCUCAAAAUGGCGGACUUGACCAAGGACCUGCGCAUUGGCAAAAAGUUCAGCCGACACGACGAAUUAAGAGAGCGCGAGCGACAGGCCCGUAUCAAGGUCAAACUGGGCAAGGAUAGUGAACAGGCAGACGGGGAGGGGUCAGCAUCAGCAUCCCCACUACCCGAUGGACGGACGAAGAAGAGCGCCACGCCGGGUGGCUCCUCGACUCCGGCACCAACCUCGGGCCCUCAGUUCCGCAUCGUCGACGGGCAGAUUGUUGUCGACCAAAGCUCUUUGGUCAUGGACCGACAUGCACGCGCGGCUGCGGCGCAGGCAGGAGAGGACAUGGAGACGAUUGAAGAGAACGACUUCACUCGAUUGAUUACUAGCAGUUCAUUCAUGAACACGUCGAAGCUCAGGGGCCCCAACAUUUGGACAGACCAGGAGACCGAGCUGUUCUACCGCGGGCUACGGAUGUUCGGCACCGAAUUCGAGAUGAUAUCCAAGAUGUUCCCGGGCAAGCAGCGGCGCCACGUCAAGCUCAAGUUCAACCGCGAGGAGCGCCACAACCCCAAACGCAUCGACGCGGCGCUCAUUGGCGAGAAGACGAUCAAAAUGGACAUUGCCGAGUACAAGGCCUUCACGGGCGCCGAGUACGAAUCUGUUGAGACCAUCGAGGCGGAGCAGCGCAAGAUCCAGGAAGGGUAUGAAGCGGAGCGGCAGCGCAUCGCCGACGAGCAGGAGGAAAUCAUGCGCAAGAAGAAGGAGGAGCUGUUUGCGGACGAGGACGGCGACGAGGUGGCCGGCAAGAAGAGGAAGGGCAAGAAGAAAGGGAAGCAGGCCGUCCGAUACGGGCUGAAUGGCGAGCCCAUCGCUCAAGACGCCUAGGCGGUGAUGGCUGCACCUUGAGAUGAAGGAAUGGACCAACAAUAUAUACCCAGCGGGAAAGCGAUAUAGGUGGGACUGGAGGAUGUGACUUUUCCCACAGGUGUGCAGAUUAGGCACAAGCAAUACACGUCAAACCACACAUGAUUGCAACAUGGCGAUUAUAGCAGCACGAGACGGGACAAGACGUUGGGCACGGUCGCAGAGUGAAACUGAUAUCAGCACUACUACUGUCCUGCGGCAGACAACUUCGGGGCCCGGACCAGCGCUUGACUGCCAAUCCGCGCAGUCGACUAUGUGAUGAC